Messenger RNA from Procambarus clarkii (red swamp crayfish), 4421 nucleotides. RefSeq names its product piggyBac transposable element-derived protein 4-like. Lineage: Eukaryota; Metazoa; Arthropoda; Malacostraca; Decapoda; Cambaridae. The record is from RefSeq and is a predicted model, not a curated record.
AGUGUGUGGUGUGGUCAACAUUCUUCAGCCAGGUUAUUGUGACUCCUCGCCUACGUGUGACCAUUAUAAGUGACAGAUGCUGGAUGACAGAUGACACGUCUGGACCCAGUUAUAUGCUUCUAGGGUCAGAUCUUGGUUCCCCUUACCUCAACCUGCAAUUCAGCGAUGUACAAGUUCUCAAGGACAUUAGGUGGUCAUAUCUACAUUUUAAUUAAUAAAAGUCAUUGUAUUCGGGGACAGACGGCCAGUGUAUAUACACGUUAGGAUUAUAUUAAGGUCUCCCCCAAGGUCGAACUGCUGCCCGGAAUGCAACCCCACAAUAAGCUAACCCCAGGGGGGGGGGUAUCUAUUUACUGAACAGGUCAUUAGGUGAUAGGAAAUGCACCCAGCCAUUUCUGUUCCACCCAGGAUUCGAAUCCGGAAUUCUGGAUUGUGAGUCAAGACUGAACCAUACUGUACUACCAGGGCCUUAAAUUUUAAGCUGUAUAUAUGAAGUAUAUGGAGUUGAUCGAGACAAUUUCCUCAAAAGGUCAGAUGUAACACAAACAAGGAGCAACGAUUUCAAGCUCAACAAGCCACAGCGUAUAGGAUAGAAAACGCAUGCUUUUACACCCGGGAUUUCGCGCAGGGACGACGCAGUAUGGCGUCAAAAAUUUAUUAGGCGAAUGUGUGGGAACGAUGCAUCACGUCAAAAAUUAAAAAUUUUGCCAAAAUUCAGGUUUUUAUCCGAUUUUGGGGGGACUGGUUUUAAAAUUGGCGCCAACGUCUUCCCAUUUUCCUUGAUGGCCCAUGUGGCACCGAGGCAGCGCGACCCACGAGGUAGGCCCAUGUGUUAUCCUCCCACGCUAGUGACCGCGCCUUCCUUCCCUCGCGUCCCAAACGUGUCAACGUUCCGGCUAUAUUCCUCCGCUAUAUUUCUUACUGCGGCUUUAAAAACUCUCUGCGUUUACUCUCUCUGCGUUUACUCCAAGAUGGAUAGUGAUCAAGAACAGAGCCAUUCCAGGAAGAAAUCAGUGAAACUUCGGAGAGAGAAGCUAGGUAGUGUGCACCAAAAGUACAGUAGGGUGAGACUCGCACCCUCAAAAUUCCAGGCUAUAUGUGAUGAUUUAUCCGAUACAGAAAGUGCUGAUAGUGACAGUGAUUUAGAUAGUGAAUUCAUUGAAACGGAAACAGCAGAUGAUGAUGAAACUGAAAGUGAGGGGAGCGAGGAUUAUGAUGUUUAUAUUGCCAUACGUGCACGGCGUGGUAUGGGAACUCGUACCGCGGGUACCACACGCACCCCACCAACAAGUUCUGAUGAAGCCUGGUCUACUGACAAUACUCCACCCUUUGUAGACAGUUAUAUAGGAGUACCAGGCUUGACUUGUCCUGUGCCUAGCACUCCUCUGGGAUUUGUACAAUUAUUUCUUACGCAAAGUUUGCUGAAAUACAUGGUCUAUGAGACUAACUUGUAUGCUACCCAAAGCAAUGCACCUACUUUGACCAACACAAGCAAUAGAUGGGAACCAGUGAGUGUAAAAGACAUGGCCCGAUUUUUGGGAUUAACAAUAUUGAUGGGCAUUUUGAGGUUGCCAAGGAUCAGAAUGUACUGGCAAACAGGUAAAUUUUGGCAUGUACCUUGUUUCAAUACUUUUAUGACUUCGAAACGAUAUGAAUUGAUUUCAAAGUAUUUUCAUAUUUAUAACAGUAAUGCCAUUGCAAAAGACAAUCCAGACAGACUAAUCAAAGUUAGAACAGUCAUGCAAUAUCUCACACAAAAAUUCAAAACAUUAUACAUUCCUCAGAAAAAUAUGCGUUUGGAUGAAGGCACAAUGGCAUGGCGUGGCCGUCUAGCUUUCAAGACUUAUAAUCCAAAUAAACCUGAUAAGUAUGGAAUAAAGCUCUACAUGCUAGCUGAAUCCCAGACUGGUUACAUCUAUGAUUUUGAAGUGUAUGCAGGCAGUGGGAAGACGACGAUUGAAACGGUUAUGGGCUUGAUUGAACCACUGAAGAACAAAGGUUAUCAUUUAUAUAUGGAUAACUACUAUAACUCUGUUCGACUGAGUGAAUUGCUGCUUGAACAAGGGGUGUACACCUGUGGUACUAUCAGAUUGCAGCGUGGUCAGCGUGGUGGACCUAAAAGUCUUCAGGUCCAAGCAAAGGGUAAAAUGCCAGUAGAUAAAACUGUAUUUCGACGGAAGGACAAUACUUUUAUAAUUCUGUGGAAAGAUAAGCGAGUUGUUUCACUCAUCACAACUUGCCACAAUGCAGAUACACAACAAGUGGAACGAAGGAAACGAGUACGCAAACCUGACGGAACAUUUUCAUUGCAACAGGUCACUGUGAACAAACCAAACGCAAUCUGUGACUACAAUACACACAUGAAAGGUGUUGAUCACUUCGACCAAAUGGUCAAAUAUUAUCAAUUCACACGAAAAAGUUACAAGUGGACGAAGAAAAUGACGUUCUACUUUCUGCAAAUGGCUAUCCAUAAUGCUUUUGUGUUAUACAAUUACUACACAACAGAUACAAAGAAACUCACAUUACUCCAUUUCCACGAAGUAGUCAUUUCGUCACUACUGUACUUUCUUCCUAAGAAUUGGCCUCUGCAAAAUGAUAACAUCACACAUGCUGCUGAUGUACAUGACAAUGAGAGCACAUCUACUGGCCACAAUGUUGCAACACCCGGACCAUCAGGUGUGAGGCGGCCACCAUUCCCUUCACCUCCAGUUGCACAUUCAUCAUCUGACUCAGAAGACAAGAGUCAGAAUAUACCUAGUGGUGCUUCUGCUAGGAAAAAAACCCGUAUUAUGGAUAAUCCAGAACGUCUGAACAGGAACUUGUGCCAUUCCCUAGUGAAGAUACAGAAGCGUCUGAGGUGUCGUGUUUGCAAAAUGUCUAGUAAAAGGAGGGACACCAGGUAUAAGUGCAAGUCCUGUAAUGUGCCACUGUGUGCGGCACCAUGCUACAGCAAAUACCAUCGCAAGAAACAAUUCUGGGCUGAUAAGCAGUAAUGCUUGCCCACCAUCCACUCCACCUAUAAAAACCAUGGGUUAACACUUCGGGAAACGUUUUCCUGGAGCAGUGGAGUGGAUAAAACUAAUGCUCAACCCAUGUCAUGCUCCACAAACAACACUGGAUUGGUAAGCAGUUUUUGUUUUUUAUAUAUUUUAUAUUGUGGUUUAUACUUUAUCUUACUGUAUUGGCAAUAUUGUUCUUCAAUUUGCCAUUAUAUGCAUAUAUCCAUCUACAGCAUUCUAUUGGGAACAAUUUGAUACCAAAAUGAGCGCUGUAACACAAAAAUUGAUGUCGUCAACCAGAAAAAAUACUAAACAUUUGUGAGCAGGAUAUGUGGGUGUAGCUGGCGGGCCAAUGGGUGUUCCGUCACCUGUAACACAUGGCCUGCUUUGGGCUUGGCAGCGGGUGGGGCGCUCCUCGGUUUUGGGCAUUAUAUGCAUAUACUCCUGUAUGGAAUUCUAUUGCGAAUACAUUGAUACCAAAUUAAAAGACCUAGGACGAGAAUUUAGGUGACCAAAGUGAAAAGAGUAUACACAUUUUAUUGCUCUUGUGCGCUCAGGGAUAACGUGCUGUCAAUUUCUCGGUUUGGUGCGGGUGGUACGCCGGGCUUCUGGUCUGUAUAUGCAUAUACUCCUGUAGGGAAUUCUAUUGCGAACACAUUGAUACCAAAAUGAAAAAAAUAGGACGAGUAUUGAGGUGACAAACUUGAAAAGAUUAUACACUUUUCAGAUUUACCGCGCGCUCACAUGGACCGCCCGGCCCACCUUGAGGCGGUCUGGCGCUCGGUAGCCCGAAGCGUGUAAGUGUUAGCCCUUGCAACCGCCUACCUGCCGAUCCCAUAAAUUUACCUGUCCUCGACAAGAACAGGAAGCCGGCGGCUUGUCAAAUAUCCUCCCAUUUGUCCUGAUGAUUUUUUCCAGUUGUAUUUCAAAACCCAACAAGAGUUUUAGCAUAUACGGCUUCUGCGGGUAGGCAGUUCCAUGGCUCUAUAACCAUAUGGGUGAAAUGCCAAAACUGUUAAGUUCUAAAAUCCAGUUGAAAAAAUCAUCAGAGCAAAUAGGGGGACCUUUAACAAGCUGCCAGUUUCCUGUUUUCAUAGAGACCACCAGUGUUAAUGGGCUUGAGGUAAAUUUAGGAGUGUACCUCCUUUUCUUAGUGCAUUCCAAUUAUUUACAGCUCUGACACUGAAAUAAUUGUUUAUAAUAUCUAUGUAGCUGAUUUGGGUACUUAGUUUAUAACCAUGUUCCUUUGCACAUGUACCACAUGUACCAAAUACAUAGCUUGUCAUUAUCACAAACAGUCUCCAUGGUGAAGUGGUAAGACACUCGUCUGGCGUUUUGCGAGUGCUUGGUCCUGGGUUCGUAUCCUGGCAGGGAAGGAUUUACUGGGCGCAAAUCCUUAACUGUAGCCUCUGUUUAACUCAA